GAGAGCCGGCGAGGAGGAGGAGGGACGGGACGGUCUGUGCCGCGGCCCCCGGCCCCUCUGCCACUUCCUGGGAAACAUGGAUGCCGGGUCGCUGGAUGCGGCAGUGCAAAGCGCUCUCCAGGCCCUGUACCCGCCCUUCGAAGCCACUGCUCCCACCGUCCUGGGCCAGGUGUUUCGGCUGCUGGAGACCAGCUACCAGGGGGAUGGGCUCUGCUGCCUGCUCCAGUUCCUCAUCCCAGCCAAGCGGCUCUUCGAGCGCCUGCGGCAGGCAGCCUGCGCUCCCUACUUUAACCGCAUCUUUCUCCAUGAAGGCUGGCCCUUAUGUCUGCACGAGAAGGUGGUUGUGCACCUCGCACCACUCAACCCCCUCCUGCUGCGCCCCGGGGACUUCUACCUGCAAGCAGAGCCCUGUGAGGAGCACACAGCACGUGUCACCAUCAAGCACCUCUCCUUGGACCUGCGCUCGGUGGAGAAGACACUUGUCCCCGAAGCCACUCAUGCACUGCUCUUCACCAAUGCGUGGCUGGAGGAGGUGAACAGCAGCUGGGCCGGAGCUCCCCUGCACACCUGCCUGGUGGCCACCGAGAACGGCGUCACCCCACUGCCGUGGAGCCGGAUUGCCACCCCUGAGUUCACCGACAAGCCCAGGGCUGGAGCUGACAGUGUGCCCGCUGGUGCCCAGCAGGAACCUGCUCCUGACACCGCACCUGAGCCUGCAGAACCUGGCACACCUGUGCCCCAUGGCACAGUGAAUGUCCCCACACCCUACAACAACAUUAUGGGCACCAUCCCAGGCUGCAAGGCCACCUCUCGGAAGUCAAGCCAGGGACGAUAUCCAGGACUGAUCAAGGUGGAGCAGGCAGGUCUGCGGAAGAAGCCAGCCAUGCUGGCUGUGCCCAGCCUCAGUGAAAUCAUCAGCCAGAACCCGGAAGGGGAGUAUGUGGACCUGCUGGAGCAAUCCCAGGAGGACCUGGAUGUCCUGACCAGAUGCCUGUUGCCCACCUGCCCUCCAGGGAGAAUAAGGGCCGGGGCCGAGGAGAUGCUCCCCCAGGCGAAUGGGGGAGCGGGAGCAGACGCCUGGCCCUGUGGGGGAGCACUGAGCUCAGAGGACAGUCCCUGCAGCCCGUGCCUGGGGAGGAAGCUGAGCCAGGAGCCAGGGCCACAUGGCCCAAAGUGCCGCCAGCGUGACUCCUACAUGGCUGCACUGCAGAACCCGGUGAGCUUCGGCUCUGGGCUGAUGGCAGCCAUCCUGGAGGAGCCAGACAGCCCCGGCUCCGAGCUGCCCCCUGCCACCCGCCGUGAGACCCCUGCACAGCAGAGGAAGGGGGCUGGCAGCCCCACGCUCCUCACCCGCCAGUCCCGCCGAGCCACUCCCGGGGUGCCGGGACAAGGGGGAUUGGUGCAGCGGGGGAGCCCCCGGCUCCCCCCAAGUUCCAGCCACAGGUUCUCCUUCCUGAAGGGCACGUGGCUCGGGACAGCCUCCGAGGAUGAAAGAGUCACCAGCCAGCACGAGGGGGCCUGGAAGAAGAUGUCAGCCAUCUAUUCGCCCAGGAUGAGCAGAGCCAGGGCAGCAGGGAAAGGUACAAAUGCAGCCACUGCUGCUCCCGUGGAGGAACGGUCCCUGGAAAGUGCCAGCUGCAAGAAUGGUCCCUCUGUGCCCAGCACUGGCACUGCUGGUCGGGAGCCUCCAGCCUGGCAGGACCUGCAUGCUGGGCUGCUGCGCUCAGGCAUCAUCUGCCUGCCAGGGAGCUCAGACAGGCUGGGCAGGGCCCUUCUCCUGGUGACUACCAGCGGCAGUGCCUGGCGGGCUGCAUGGUGCUCAGCUGCCGAGCUGACGAGGCUCAUCCUCUACCUCUGCUCCCUCCCCAGGGGCAUCCCACAGGGGCGAGGCCAUUGCCUGUGGCUGUGGGUGAAGAAUGUGGGAGGGGGCUUUGAGAGGGUCCUGCCCCAGGGAAGGACCCCCACUCCUGCUGUGUCUGCCCUCGCCAGGCAAGAAGUGAAGAAUGGUGAGAGGCGAGAAGCGAAAGAUGUUGGGCUGACGGUUGUGGUGGAUGCCAGGAAGCAGCCGCCCGCUCCCGUCCUAUUCUCAGCCCUCCGCUCUGUCCAGAGUGUCUCUCCAGGCUGCAUCCACAGCAUGCUGCUCCUGGCUGAGAAGGAACUCGUCUCCCACCGUGAGAGGCUGUCUGGGGUGCAGGUGGAGACCCUGACAUCGCUGAAGGCUCUGGGCCGCCACGUCGACAGCUCCCAGCUGCCCCCAGAGCUGGACGGUGCCUUCCCCUACUGCCACGGCGAGUGGGUUCAAUUCUUCCAGAAGCUGCAGCCCUUCACAGCCAACCUCAGGCGGGCAUCGGAGCUGCUGCAGCGCUGCAUCCAGGAGCUGCGGAACACCGACACGCUGGCAGGGACACAGGAUGCAGCUGCGGGCAUCAGGAGGCACCAGGAGCUGAUGCAGAAGGUGCUGAGUGAGCCUCAGCUGGUGCGGGUGCAGCGCGAGGGUGGGUUCGUGCUGGCCAGGCUGCGCAGGGAGGCCGCCCGCCUCUGCGCCUCCGACCACAUCAGGACCGGUAUGGAGUUGGCUGAGGGGCUGUAUAGUCAGCUGGAGGAAGAACUUCACAACCUCGUGUCCCAAUCCAACAGCUGCCUGGAGCAUCUGGAGUUCCUCCGCAAGGUUCGGGGGCUCGAGACUGAGUUUAGCAAGCUGGGGUCCUGGCUGGAUGGGGAGGCAGCGGCUCGGCUGCAGGAGAUGGGCACCGAGGACUGGAGUCCCGACAGCUGCCAGGGCUCCACUGAGCACUUCAAGGAGUUCUUCACCCAGGCCACGGCUCGGUACCAGCAUGGCCUGACCCUCUGCCAGGAGGCGGCUGAGGUCCAAGACACGACGUUCCCUGAGGCAGAUGCCUUCCAAGUGGCUGCAGCCCUUUUCCAGUCAAAGCUGAUGAGCUUCUCCAAGCAGCUGGAGCGGCGGCAGGCAGAACGGGAGCUGCUGCAGGAGCUCAUCCGGUUCUCCAACAAGGUGGCGGGGCUGAAGCUGGACUGCCGGCAGUGCUCGGCCCGGGCGCAGCGCGGGGAGGGCCAGGCACUGCGGUGCCUGCAGACGUCCUUCCAAAAGCUCUCGGUGGAGUUCGCCCGGGAGAAGCUGCAGGAGAUGAAGGCUCAGGUGUGCAGGAUGCAGAGCAGCCAAGGGUUGGCAGCCUGGACAGAGGCACAGCACAGGUACCAGGAGACCCGGCAGAUCCUGGAGGAGAUGCUGGCGGAACUGCAGGAGGCCUGGGGAGCACAAGCUGAUGGGCAGGGAGACUCCUCCAAGCCAGCAGUGUUGGGGGACAGAGGGUUGGUAGAGCAGCCAGAGACCAGCACUGAGGGGCCAGGACAGCCCCAGGGGCCAGAACAGUCCCAGCCCAGCACCACUCCUGACUCCACGCUGGGUGUGGAGCAGAGGUCUCUGCAGCCCCACUGCUGGCUGGGGCCUCAGGGUGCCCAAUCCUCUCAUCACCACAUCUCUGCUGACACCCUCCAUCCCAAACCCAAGAGCAAAGUCGGCCUGGGAGUGGAAGGACACCUCGCCCAGGAGCACAGCCGGUCCCCUCGGAGGCGUCCCUUCACCCUGCCUCCCUGGAUACGCUUUCCAGGUGCUGACCCACCAUGUCCUACUGCUGUGCCCCAUGGGACUGCCUCAGAUCCCAGCACACCUGGUGCACCAGCAGGGCCACGGGCAGAAGCUGCCCAGUACUUCCAGAUUUCCAGCCAGAGCAGUUUUUCCUCUGAAGACUCAGAUUCACAGAACUCUGUGGAAGAAGCCCCAACAGCAAGCCUGGCUUUGCCCAGGGACCUCCAGAGUCCCAGACCACGCUGCUCACCUGAAAAGGCCCACCAGAUCAUUUACAUGGAGAACCACCACACUGAUCGUUCAGCUAAAGCAAAUGCCAAGUAACCAGUUCCUCCAUGGGGCUGUUUCUGUCCAGCUGCAUAAGUCUCGAUCACAGACUGGAUGAGACUUCCUGUGCUCAAAGGUGAGAUGCUGGAACUUCUUACCCCACCCUCAGUCCCAGAAUCUUUGUCUCCCUGUCCUUAGUGCUCUCCCUGCCAUGGGUCAGCAGUAAUUCCAUCACCACCUCACAGGGUUCAUUCACAAUCUACCAAAUGUGUAGCAAUCCUCCCAUAAAGUGCCUUUAUCCCUACCAGUACCAGCCUUGUCUCAGGCAGUGGGGAGGGUUCCCACAUUAGAAGCUGUGUCUGGAGCAUGCCAGGGCAGUGCAGACCUGUGAGAUGUUCCUGUCACUGGCUGUGUCUCUGCUCCACUGGAUGGUUUUACCAUCCCUAUGCUGCAUCCCUGGCUGAGCCCCAGCGGCCCUGGGUUUGUGUGCACUCAUUAAGACGGGACUAACUCCAUUAACAUUAAUAAACCUGAAGAGAAGCACCUGGAUGGUCCUCAUGGAGGAGAGUGAGAAGUUGUGUCCCACUGAGACCCAGCUGCUGGGCUUCUCACCCAGGUUCCAGCUGCUCCCACCACCCCAGCACAGUGCCCACAGGCAGCUGGUGCCACCAAGAAUGUCCCCUGUGCCCCCUACAUGGGCUGUGCUCCUCUUUGCUGCCAGCACCUUGUUCCUGCUCAAAGGAGCCUUUUGUAAGGGUUAAGUGCCUCAGUCUCUUGUUCUCCCUCCCAGUACAUGAGCAGAGUGGUGUCAUCCUGCCCAACCUUCCCACUCUGUUUUGGGAACGCGCUGUCCUGAAGCCUUUGGGACCCGUUUGGCCUGGGUGCAACCUUGCUGAUCCCAGUCCAAAGCUGCCUGAGGUCCCCAGAGACCCUGUCCCUGCAGGCGUGUCCCUGCACUGCCCGUUUGGGCAUCCGGGAGCGGGUGACGGCGGGACCCUGACUGCCGGGGCCAGGCACUGGCCAGCCACCCCCUGGGCAGCCACAGCAUGAGCUAAUCAAGAGACAUCAGAGGAGAAGCAAUCUCUGCCUUGGAGGCCGUUCCAGAAAAAUACACUCCUCCUCCCAGCCCAGCGCGGUCAUGGCUCGCACCCUGCGGGAUGCUGCGCCUCGGCAAAGGGCAGCACCCAUCCCAGUCUGGCUGAGCAUCACUCAUACCCCCCUCAGCCUUGUUUUUGCCAGAUCCUCGAGCCAAGCCCCGCUGAGCUCCUUACAGCCCCAGCUGCCCGCCGUGGGCGCCACGCUCCCCCUGUCUGGGUCAUUACUGAAGCAUUAACGGGACCGACCCCGGCCCUGCCCUGUCACAGAACCUCUGCCUGUCACCACUCAUAGUCCUACCCAAUUGUCUGCUCUUUACUUCUCCCUACAAUUUUUUUUAGCCUCCAUCUUCCCCAGCUCAACAUGGGUUUCCCUACUGACAAUUCUGUCCCCUGCUCCACUGAAAUCCUGGUCACUGACUCCAUCCCAUUCCUUUUGGUUUAAAAGUCAUUGUCCUAGAGAACCCAGACAAGUCAGCCCAGCCUGUCCUGUGCAAGCCUAGAGUUCAUUCCAUUCUCCAGUAAUGCCACGUCCUGAAUGGCACCAAGGUCACCAAGCCAGGACAUUCCUACCUCUUCAUGAUAUAUCCCUGCUCCCCAUCCCCGUGCCCUACAGCUGAGUGUGCCCACUCCCCAUCCCAUGUGGCCAGUGCAAGCCAUGCCCACCUGCAUGGGGCCCAGCCCACUGUGAGAGCCAAAAAUCUUUCCUCCCUCCAGCAUCAUUCCAAGCCAAGCCUGGCAGUUCCCUUGCUCAAUUUUCUGCUCUGUUGAGAGCUGAUCUGCUGUAUCCCCCCAUUACAGCUUUUAGGUUGGAGAAGUAGCACUUUCCAGCGAGAAAGAGAGUCAUUUUUCAAACCAGAUGGAAUUAAUGCUUCUUCUGAAUAAAGUAAA
Messenger RNA from Pseudopodoces humilis (Tibetan ground-tit), 5859 nucleotides. The record is from RefSeq and is a predicted model, not a curated record. Lineage: Eukaryota; Metazoa; Chordata; Aves; Passeriformes; Paridae.